UACGUAAAUGUAAUUUUUUUAAUCAAUUUCUGUUAUGUCGUUGGUAAGCACACGGAUAUAAAUGUUUGAUGCAACUGGGCGCGACGGAUGCACGAGCACGAUUCUUUAACGUGAGAUUUGCCUUGAGCCCGACUGUCGUUUCACGCGCAUCGAAAACGGGGUCUUGGCCGAUGUACGUCCGAGAGGACCGGGUGCAUUUUCAUUUGUCGUUGCGAAAUCGCGCGACGGACAAACGUCGACCGCGUGUAACGGCGGGGCGAGAGAAAAGGCCGACGCGCGACGGGGAUAGGGAAAAAAAAUUAUAGUCAAACGCAUGCGGGCAUUACGCGCGCGACACGUAACGUUUAUACCGCCGCAGUAACGGAUCGGUGCGCGCGCGCGCGCACGUACCCCCGCAACCCGCCGUCCGAUUACGUGGGGGACGAGUUCGAGUGCACCGGUACGUAAUAAAGCAAGUACGCGCGCUGCAAUACCACGCGAAUGAUAAAAUAUCAAACGGGGUUGACGAACUGGCGUAAAAGCGCGAACCGAUUCUUUGUGCAUUUCCCCCCUUCCCCCCCGGAUGUCGUUGUUCCGUUGCGGCCGACGACCACGACCGUGAAUCGUGACGACCGCCGACGACGACAUACGGUCGUCGCACCACACCGAUACCCCUCCCGAUCUUCUCUUUCGCCGAGACACCGGGGUUCCGGCCGAACCACUCCCGUCGUCACCGCCUCGUCACUAGCAGCGCUCCGCCACGGUAACGUAACGAAACCGAUUCCGUCCGUCCGUCGCCGUGCUAACCCGGCUAUUACGCGCACCGAUUCAGAUGCACGUCUAACGCCGCCGCCACCGCCGUCUCCAGCGCUGUUACCAACCGUCACCGCCGCCGCCUCCACCACCACCACCUCCUUCGCUGUUACAGAUGCCCGUUAAAAUUUUUGAAAAACCAAUAAUGGACGGGCCGACGGCGUAAGACGGUGACACGGUUUGAGGGCAGCCGUGAGGUUCGAGUGUGCUUGUUCGGUUGGAUUUCGUGUUUCUACGUUCACGAUCGAUGUGCAUUUAAUAGAUAUUUGAUAAAAUCGAGUUCACGUGCAAGAGCCAACCUCUUACGUCGCAAACCUAGGCGAACGCAGAAAAUAACCAUCGAGACGCUACGACGCAACAAUGUUUAGCGUUUCUUCGGCUGCCCGUCCUAUCGUGAUCAACAUGACCGUUCUACGUUUAUGAGAUUAAAACAUUCCAUACUAUACAAUAAAAUAUAGUCAGUAAAUAUUAAAGCUUAAAAAUGAGUUCAGAUAGAGCACCAAUCCAAGAUGCAGCAUCACCUAUGACAAAUUUAGCAAAUUGUCUUGGAACUUCACUGACUGUCAGACGCAGACUUACAUUGUCCGAGUCAAGUGAAACUCCAAAAAAAAGCUAUGAAAAUAAACUGCAUGAUCAUGAUAAAAACGUUUCAUUAGGAAUUGAAAAUAAUAGAUUAUAUAAAGGAAAUUCAAAAAAUAUUAGUGAUAGUCCUACAUUGAAAAGUCUAAUGCUACAAAAAAUAAUAAAUAGUCCAGUUGAAAAAGAAAAUACAACCAAGUGUAUGGAUAUGAUUGUCUCCAAAACAAUGGCAUCACCAAUCCAAUCAAGUCCAACGUUUUUAAUACUUAGUCGCCCUACAAGAGGACGUCAUCCAUUAGAAGACCAUGAUCCUAACUCACAAGAUAGUGGCUUUUUCUCGGUGCCUUCUGAGGACUCAAGAUCAUCAAAUAGAAUAAGUGAAUCCCAAGGAGUUAUUAAAAAAAGAAAUGCAUCAUUAGAAAUGUCUCAUUCAGAGUCUUUUAUUAGUCCCAAUGCAGUCCCUGGUAUUGAUGAUUCAUUCAUAGAGAAUACUGUAUCUCCAGAUAGAUUGUCGCAAAAUUCACUUCCUCCUGGGUUUGAUAAUUUAAUUGAUGGAGAUAUAUGCGGACAAAAAUCUCCAGUCAUAAAGCCUAUUGUCAAACGAAAAAAAAAAUAUUGUUCAGAUAUUCCUCGGAAAGCUGAUUCUGUUUUUGAAGAUAUAAAAAACACUACUGUUUGUGUAAGAAAACGAAAAUUAAUAAAUGAAUUUGAAUGUUCAGAAGAAUCUAUUACAUCAAAAAAGUUGAGACCCAAUGUUGAUCUAUCCAUGUCGUUUGAAUCUCCAAAACUAGAUACUUCCAAGACCUCUUUUACUGCUCCUGCAACUCAAAGAAAAACUACUCUUUUUGAUUAUGGAUUCUGCAAGAAUAAUGUGUCUAAACUCAGAAGAUCAUUUUCUACUAGUGAAGCCACAAUAAAAGCUGCAUUUGAGAAAGAGGACAACGGAUUAAACUUAAUUGGUGAUUUCAGUCAAUCGUUUAUAUUACCUUUAUUGUCAUUUGGUCGUCAUGCAGAUCUCCGUAGCAUAUCUCCUGAUACAUUGGCACUUUUACUUGAAGGCAUUUAUGAUGAUUGUGUUGAUUCCUAUUUGAUAAUAGAUUGCAGAUAUCCUUAUGAAUAUGAGGGUGGUCAUAUAAAAGGUGCAAUUAACAUAUAUACUAAAGAGCAAUUACUUCAAGAUUAUACUGAUAAUAAACUAGGUACAAAAUCAUCCAAAUCUGACAUAACUAAUAGAAAAAGAAAUGUUUUGAUAUUUCAUUGUGAAUUUUCAUCUGAAAGAGGUCCAAGUUUAUCCCGAUACCUACGAAAUGCAGAUCGACAAAAAAAUAGUACUUGUUAUCCAUACUUGGACUAUCCAGAAAUGUAUUUGCUUGAUGGUGGAUACUGUAAAUUUUAUGCUCAAUACAGUCACUUAUGUGUGCCAUCUACCUACAGGUCUAUGUAUGACCCAGCUCAUACUAAAGAUUUAAGAAGGUUCAGGUCUAAAUCAAAAACAUGGGCAGGUCACAAUAAUGAAGGUGUGCCACGCUUUGCCAGUAAAAAUACCCUUAAACGUUUGGGUUUUAAUUAAUUGCUUACACAUUUAUUUUGUGUAAGUAUGUAUUAACAUUUUAUUUUUAUUGAUAUGUAUAUUUUUUUUU
Sipha flava (yellow sugarcane aphid) is the source of this 3011-nucleotide messenger RNA. RefSeq names its product M-phase inducer phosphatase-like. The record is from RefSeq and is a predicted model, not a curated record. Gene Ontology annotation, cellular component: nucleus; cytoplasm. Gene Ontology annotation, biological process: G2/M transition of mitotic cell cycle; protein dephosphorylation; positive regulation of G2/M transition of mitotic cell cycle. Lineage: Eukaryota; Metazoa; Arthropoda; Insecta; Hemiptera; Aphididae. The transcript is spliced from 11 exons. Bases 1274 to 2941 code for a protein of 555 amino acids. Gene Ontology annotation, molecular function: protein tyrosine phosphatase activity.